CCCUGAUUAGCAGGGUUGGCUAUGUACGGUGCGAAAGAAGUUCAACAUGCGUACAUACAUGGUGGCAUUGGGAUAGAAUUGGGGCAAUUCUGCCUAAUGGGCAUUGGCCAUACAAUAUAUCUCAAUGGUGAUUCUGCAAGAAUGGCCAAGUCCCAUGCAUCAUCUAUUUUUUGGUGAAAAUCUGUACUGGACUGCCCCCAUAUUCCACACAAUUAUGCUGAUCUUGUGAUCCCAUGAAGAAUUGCAUUGGAUUCUAAGAGUUCAAUUGUGAUUCCUAGCUAGUAAUUGUGAAAAUUAAUGUAAAAAAACAAUCUCAUCCUUAUGUAAAAUGAGUGUCUGAAAAUGCCAAAUUAAACAGCCCAUGUCAGCAGCACAUAAUGUGCACUGGUGAGUUAUAAAAUGUCGUUAGGCUUUAUAUGUCCCAGACAUUGCUUGUGGCUUGUUUUUAAUAAAGGCAACAUAUAAAUAAAUAUAUAACACAUUUUAAAAGAAGAAAACAUCCACCACCAAGGCAACUUCAUUUGCAUCGGUUUAUUUCACGUGAGAGUAUGGCUGUAUUAAAUUACUUGAUUUAGUGCUCAUGCAUAGAUGCAACACUGUGCUGUAGCAUUAACAUGAUAAGUCCUCCUCCACUUAGACACUAUGCUGGUCAAAAUCCAUAUGGAUUCUCACAAUCUCUGUCACAGGAUAGGACUAUUAUAAAGCACACAUGCCAGUAUUAUGAGGCUGUUAGAGGCCAUAUGACACAAUAUAUCAGUCUCCUUUAACUAUUUGUUUUCAAUGGACGUGUAAUUACUUGCAUGGAAUAUGAAAGCAACAGCACAACUCUUGGAUGAAAAACUGUCCAUUACUUUUUGAGAUCUAAUUUCUUUCUACAAUAGAGAUAAAUCAUUUAGCCUCUGACUUAUGGACAUGGUAUUAGGCCCUUGUUACACAAUACAAUAUACAAAUCUUUAAAUAAUAUGUUCUGUCUAUAUAUAUGGCUGGGGUGGCAUUGUGGCUAUACUGCUCAACUCACAAUCAGGAAGUUGCAUGUUAAAAUUGUAAUUGUUAGUCCACUCAGCCCGUCUUCUGUCCAGGGUUGAUAAUUAUAUAUAAUGUAAAUACCCAUUUGUGAGAAGGCAGCACUGGUUGUCAUACGAAUACUCCAACCAAAACAUUCCAAAGUGGAAUUACGAAAAACUGGCUCCGAUCUGCUAAUGUAGAUAAAUAUUCUUAUAUGUAUUGCCUUUAGUAGAGAACCAUCUCAAAUAAUUUCCUGAAAAAAAAUACAUUAUACAAAUAUAUGCCUGGUAAAGCCAUUUUAUAAAGAUGGCAUUUUAUUUCUAAUCUAUUCAUUAGAGUUAUUCUGAUGUCACAAGGUCAUCCAAAGUCACAAAGUAUAGCUGACGAAAACCUUUUUAUUCUGGCAUUUGGUAUAACAAGUAAACAAGUUGUGGUUCAGUGCAAUGUCUGUAUUGUAGUGUAAAUAGUAAACAGUAUGGGUGGAAUGAUUCACCUCCUCAGAGAUUCGAUUGUCAUGAUUGAAGGUGGUGAUUCCAUUAAAUAAUAAUCAAUUCUUCUUGGGGUGACUGGGUAGCUGUGAGGUCAGAGUGCUAAGCAGGCACUGCUGAGACGGUGGGUUCGAAUUCAGGUAGUUGUCUUAUAUUAAACUGGGUCCUCAAAUGUAGUCAGUCACUAAGGAUUGCAAAAAAAAAUCACAGUCAUUUGAUUCUUAACUUCAUUUGGAUAAAUUCCAGCUUCGAGAAUUAAAUAUCCGUUUGACUGUCAUGUGACAAACGUUGUUUGCAAAUGCAGAGAAGGUAGGAAACUGUAAUUGAAGAGAUCUCAGAGCUCGCUCUGUGAUAUCCUCUUGCGUGGGCCGUUCUCUAACACGAUGGAAUAUACUGCUCUGUAAGACAUUCGAAUAGGUAAUUAUUAAUUGAAGAAUAGGACUAUGUAUUAUGACUUAUUGAUCCUCCUAAAGUUCCUGCAAAUAAUAGGAGCCACGGGUAAUAGGAUCACAGGCAAGAGAAGUUUCCCUGUAUCCGGAAUUUAUUGGCUUUUAACAACAUGUAUGCGUAUGCGAUCUAACCCAAAAAAAAAACGUUUAUUAUGAAUUUCCUUUGAGAUCAUUUUAUUUUCUCAGAGGAACGACUACCAGUGGGGUCAGAAAUCUCAUGGGUAAGUGUUUGGAAGAAUCCUAUGGUCUUUACAGAGUUUGAAUUUACCGAAUGGAUCGUGUUGACAUCCGCCUAUGGAAAUCAGAUGUAAUUUAAGCUGUAAAAUGUGGUAUGCUUUAUGCAUGUUGAACUUCUUUUGCACCAUAUGUAGCCAACUGUAAUAAUCGGAGGUGUGGGGGAAGGAUAGCAAACUAAAUACACGAGUGAUGUGUGUGGAGGCACUAAGGAUGUGGUGAGAGGGGGGGUGCUAAUAUAUUGGCCAGCUAAGUGUCAUCUCAAUCUGUCCCUCCUAUGUACUGUGCCAGCUUGGUAAUUAGGUGCCCUCUAACAAUAAUUGGACCUAUGUCCUGUGAUCCUGAACUGGAUAUAUUUUUAUUUGUGUGUAUGUGUAUUGAGGGUCAGUCACAAGGUUACGAGUGUGCAUUUUUUUGUAAAGCAAUCACGCCAUAAAUGCUCGAUGUGAAAGCGUAGGCAUGCCCAAUCAAGCAAGCCGUCUACACACCAAGUACACAUGCAAUCAACAUGCAUACGAUUAAGUGUACACAAAUCAAAUAUGGUUAUAAAAUGUAUAAUAGGCUUAAUCAGCUAGCAUGCAUAAUACAUUGGACCUCUAACUUCUUUAUAAUGUGUUCAUAUAUUAUCAUUACCUACAGGGUAAGGUGAACUCCUCUUAAAUUACCUAAAAAGGCCAGAUUUAUCUUUCCACUUUGCCAGCCUCAGUCAUCGCCAAUACACUUAACGGAAUGAUUAACGCAUUGCCAUACUGUUCUUAUUAAUUGGAGUGGACAUGCCUCGUGUUGGCAAACUGAAUGAAAAAAAACACGCUGGCUCAUUUGUCAUUUUCAGCGUGAGGUUUUGUGUGAAUCUACACCAGGUACCACUUCUAUGUAUCGUGAGAACUUGGAUGCUGGCCAGAUACCCCUGCACAGUUCAUAUGGCACCACACACCAUGUGUAGCCAAUUUUAUUCUUGAUCUGGAUUCCACGUGAUUCUAUCUUUGUGGGCUCACGACUCCAUUCAAGAAAAGGACAUGGAAACCCACUUUCAUUUUUUUCAGAUUAAUGCAGUCCAUGCUGGUGGUGGGUACAGGUGAAAUGUUUGCUAUAAAAAAGUGACAGGUUUAAUUUACACACAUCUCAUUAUUUUUCAGAUUAUGUAAUGUAUAUGAAUAGGAUAAUAAUCAUUUUUUCGUAUAGUACUCCUAUCCUGGAAUUGUGAUUUAAUUAUUAAAUUACAAUACACAUUUUUCACAGGAUUGGAACCAUGUUAUCGUUGGGAGGGGUGCAGACUGCGUGGAGCCCAGCGUGGCAUUCAGACAACAAGGUUUAAAGCAAAGAAAGGAAUAUCUGUGCUCUCAAUACAUCCCAGUAAUCCCAUGGUAUGGGAUGUAAUGUCAGAUAUCAAUCGAGGUGCCAAACACACGUUUGCUACGAUAGAGGUCGUCAAGAAGAGAGGCACAGUCAGCAUAGCAAAGAAGAGUGAGAUAGCGCAACUGGUGUUCGAGAUGGAGAACAUCACCAGUCAGACGGUAACUCGCCGCAUUCUCUGGCACGUCGGCUCCUCUGCGCCGGGGCUGCCCUUGGAGGCCCAGCCAGGCCAGGUCACGACGGAGAUCACCAUCACGCAGCUUAACCUCACCACUAUCAUCCCCUUCCCGAAGUUUCCAGAGCUGGUGAAUACGGCAGUGCUGACAGGCCAGCUGGUGAGAAUGCCCUUACAAGUGGUGGCUAUUGACACGAGUGGCAUUCUAUUGGAUGUGUCGCAGCGUGCACACUGCCAGUCAGCAGACGAAGACGUCCUUAAGGUGACCGAGUCGUGCGACUACGUGUACGUGGACGGGCGGGAGAGCGCCGGCUCCACACGUGCGCACAUCCAAGUGACCCACGAGCACUUGCGGGCGGGGCUGGAGCUGGCCGUGUGGCUGCCCCGGCUGCCGCUUCACAUCCAGCUCUCCCACUCGCAGCUCGGCCAGGUCAAGGGCUGGAGAGUGCCCAUAUUUUCUGAAAGCAGGCUGCAAGGGACUGGUUCCGUGGCUGAAGACGAGGAUGGGAAGGCUCGGGGCUGCACCCUGCAGUCACAGCACGCAACCCUCAAAGUGUGGACCCACUUCAUUGCCUCCAACGACGUCGGCCAGGUCACAUCGAUGCUGGGAUCUGAUUGGCUGGUGGACGUGACAUUCCUUGUGAAGGAUCACGUGACCGUGAGGAACCCAGCGAUCGCACGCGUUCGCCACGGCACCAUCGUCGUUGCACAGCAGCCUGGGCGAACCUUCGUUCAGGUGGUGUCCCCGGUGUCCAGUGCGGUUCUUGGAGAAGAAGCGGUGCGAGUGGGUGAAGACAAAGUCACCAUAAGCCGCCUGCACGUCAUGCUUGUGUCAGGGAUCUCUCUGAGCCUGCAGCCCAGCCUAUACCAGGCCAACAUUGUCAGUGCGUUCACCUACACCCAGCAUGUCCUUCAUACACCCAAGCAGGAGGCGGCAUUUGCUAUAUGGAUACAGUUCAGCGACGGUACAAUGGUUCCACUUGAUGUGUUUAAUUCGGAGGAAUAUAUUCUGCUGCUUCGCUCCCUUGAUGACCGCGUGGUCUCUGUUACCCACGAUCAGCAUUUCAUGUGGUCCAAGGUCAUCGCAGAAGGUGAAGGGCAGGGUGGAUUUCUGAAAGCAGAAUUUAUGAUCUCUGAAGCCUGUCAAAAGACCAACAGAAAGACCACACUCGUGUCACCAGUGGUUAACGUGAGAGUCAGAUUCGGGAAUGACAGCGAAGAUCUUUAUGACAGCCGCGACGAUUAUAUAAUUGGAGACGAUAGCUUGGAGCGCCUCACCAAAGUUCCGCAAACAGCGGUCCCUUGGAUGGAAAAGGAAAGUGUAUCAAAAUCAGUGGUCACUUUUACAAGACCAACGCAAUCCCAGCGUGAGACCUGGAAGAAAGGAUUGGAGGUUGUGAACGUAGCGCCAUCGAGUGAAGAUGAGAGGCCCAUAAGCAGGUCGAGCGGCGAGAACGACGACGAUUCAAAGGAUGAAGAUUUUGACCAGGAUGGUGGAGACGAUAUGGCUAGCGUCGAGAAUGAUGGCAUUGAUAACAAGGUGGAGCCCGGCCUUUCUGACGUUCAGAUUGGCAUGUACACUUUACUCGGCGUCUUCUGCCUCGCCAUCGUCGUUUUUCACAUCAACUGCAUUUUCUUUGCUCUGAAGCGACGGUGUAAGGAAGCUCCACAAACCCAGGAUGAGAUUGACCCGACAAAGGAAUGGACGUGCAUGAGAACCAGCCGUGAGCACGUCCGGGCUCAGAAGGACAACGUGAGCUCUGCAAGCUGUCACCUCGAAACGUGCAAUGAGAGUUCGCACGAAUACGAGCACAUUGACCACAACGGCUUGUGGACAAUAGAUGUGAGCCAGAUGUACUCCCAUUCCAGGAGACAGCAGCAUGUCCCACAAAGGCUUCCUCCGCCAAGGAGCGGCAUUUCAAGGCACUGCUCCUUUAGGGAUAAGGACAUUGAGAUGUGCGAGUUCAGAAAGUAGUUGUAUCUCACACCGUACAUCAAUUUUAUGAAGAAAUUAUCAGAAGUUUGUCCUUGGUAUUGUAUUUCAUAUUUGCUGGUUAGUGCCAUUCUGCAUCGUGUACUGGUUGGAUGCGUUGCAGCACGCAGAUCACAAAGUGGAGACUUUUAAAAGGAGCGGAGGAAACAGGAAAAAACAAGAGACUGAAUUGGGCAUGUAAUUUAACACUUAUUCGGAGUGGAUAUCCGAAGGAGAUGAACAAUGGAAGGCUGGCAUACACAAACGUUUUAUAUUUCCCAUUUUAAUCUUGAGUGCCCACUAUUGCAACAUUUUAUUCAGCGCUUCAAGUAACCAUGUCGCAGACAACACUAUGCACGGAAUGCUUUGCCACCGUGUACUGUACAUGGUGUAGUCAUGACAACGCGUGUAUACACGGUGAUGGUGGUUAACGAUCCGUGGCUGGAGUCCCGAUGUGGCCGUGACACCGUCAUAAAAUGCAAGCACCGUGGAUCUGUUGCGGACUUGUACACGCGCGCACUGCAUCCUGCCGUGUUUCCGUGCAUCCAGAUUGUCUUUUUUUUUCUUCCCCCCAAUGGUCCGAUGCACAUGCAUUGAUCACAUGUUUGGUUGGUGAUUUAAAACUAGCCCUUGGUAAUUAUGUAGAUAUUUCGUGGAAGAACUGCAACUUGCAUUAAAUACUCACCGAUCCAACCCUAACCCUCUCCCAACCCUUCCCACCUCCCCACCGUCAAACAAAGUAAUCCGUCACCUUUCUUGGCAUCAGUCGGGUGUUUUAGAAUAAAUGUGUUCUUUAAACAGGUGUACGUUAAGUGAGGCUGUGAGCGAUUAAUGGAAUUACAGAAGAGUUGGUGGAAUUACAGAAGAGUUGGUGGACCACCCCCCAUUCCCCCCUCAUUCCCCCCUCAUUCACCCUUGUUAUGGCCUAAGGAAGUGUUGUGUAAAAAUAAUGAGAGAAAAAAACACACUUUCAAGCUUUUGAGUGUACAGGUUAUUUUUAUAAAUGUAAAUAGCAUAUGGAAGCUGGAGUUGCAUGUGAUGAUAGUGUAUGUAAAAGCUUAACAUUGUAUAAACUGAGCUGAGAUGAGGUCUAUGCUAUUUGUUAUAUUGUGAUGGUUAUCUAACACCCAAAAAUGUGAUAUAUUUUCAUAACAGCCAGUUAUUCAGUGUUGUAAAUUCUAUAAUACUUUGUUAUUUCACACGUUAUGUAGCAAAACAAAUCACUAACUUUUGAGCAUCGAUUUGUUAUUGACAUACAGUAUGUGGUUUAAUUUACAGUACUAUUCUGUUUACAUGUAUAAUCUUGUCUUAUGUUUCCAUAAUGUAUACUUAAUAUAGUGUACAUGGGUUUUUUCAGCAGUGUCGAUGAAUUCCAAGAAAACUUUUCUCCGUUUCUCUGCCUGUAUUUCUCUGUAUAUCAUUAUUUUUGGUGUCGCUCGCUCGUUAACUUGUGCUUACACUUCGUCACUUUUCUCUCGCGCUAUCCACCCCCGUCCUCCCCUCUCUAAGCUGUAUGGAAUUUAAUGACUUUAACGUACAAGUCAUUAAGAUAUUGAUGCUUUUUGUGACCUAAAUAAAAGUAUUGUGUGUUUUGAAGAGUAAUCAC
Molecule: messenger RNA, 7282 nt
Organism: Petromyzon marinus (sea lamprey)
Lineage: Eukaryota; Metazoa; Chordata; Hyperoartia; Petromyzontiformes; Petromyzontidae
Product: transmembrane protein 132E-like
Source: RefSeq, a predicted model, not a curated record